This is a messenger RNA of Talaromyces proteolyticus, 1980 nucleotides long. RefSeq lists its product as uncharacterized. NCBI's taxonomy places the organism in Eukaryota, Fungi, Ascomycota, Eurotiomycetes, Eurotiales, Trichocomaceae. The coding region runs from base 116 to 1936 and encodes 606 amino acids. The transcript has 2 exons. The record is from RefSeq and is a predicted model, not a curated record.
GGAAUUUGGUAGCCCAAGGUCGUCUUCCUCUGAGCAAUCUUGCCCACUGCGUUUACAGAUUGAUUUUAUUUCCCUAUAGCCUACCUGCUUUUCAUUGAUAUCAUCUUCAUCAGCCAUGGGUCGCGGUCAAGGCGGUCCUUUAGGUCUCGUCGGAAUGGCUGUCGGUUUUGGUAUGGAAGUCUACCAACAUCGAAAAGAGACCAAAUCGAAAAGACAAAAUGUCGCUUCUCAAAACUCUUCCGAAGAUAUCCAAAAUUCUCUGCCGUCAACCCAUCUUCAGUCAGCGAGAUCUCUUGGAGAAAAUUCUAGCGCUUCGAAUUUUGCUCCAAAUGAUGCCCCUCCGUCCUAUCAAGAGGUCGUAAACACUGGUUCAUCGCAAUCUUAUUAUAACGAUAAGGCUGUCUCAGACUCAUAUCCAAGAGAGAAAGACUCUUCAGGAGACUCUCGAUUCACUAACAGGACAAUUGAGUCUUUGGACACACAUCGGCAUGUAGAUUCGUCCCCUUAUGACGAUGAAAAUGGAAAUCGCUUUAGUAAUAGAGUCCACCAAGGACCGAAGUAUGAUACUGGUGACUCGCAUGCCGACUUGGAAGACGAGAAACAGUGGGAACUCGAUGAGGCGGCUGAAGAGUUUGGACCCCAUGAUACCCGAGCAGCGGGUGAAUCUGACGGACCGGCACAAACUGAAGAAGAAAAGAUCAAGCAGAGAGAGGCAUUUAUCAAUGAGCUUGUCUAUAUCGUCGGGCCACCACCACGUUCUGUAGAACCGCUAGCGUGCCCUAUUAUCAUCCCACAGCGCCGGCCAGGCAAAAGAGACAGGGGAUUUGUCAGAGCUUAUGCCCCCGUUCUCAAUAACAGCGGUAUCAGCCAAGACGCGUUUUUGAAGUUUCUCAAGGACUGGCAAACAGCUAGUAGGGCAAGCCCAUGGUGGGAUGUCGUGAUAGUGUCGUCAGCGAUCGCAGGCUUUGCUCCGGGCAUCACAGCCAUGGUCGUCACCACUGUUGCUCAAAUAGCAGCAUCUGCUGCGAAGGAAGUCCAGUCCCGAUCACGGCACAACACCUACCUCGACCGAGUCAAUCAAGAAGUAUUCAUGCCCCGCGGUCUCGUUGCGGUAGUCAUGAAAUUCAAACCUGAUUCCCAGCUCGUGCAAGGGGGUAGUCAAUCUCAAGGCCUUCUCGGUAAUAUUGGUGGAAUUUUCGGAAGCAUGGUAUCGUCUGAGCGGCUAGACUUGUCCCAAGCAGCAGUGAAAGUCUCCCAGACUGGACAAAUUCCCGCCACCAAGAUCCAGAAGUUCAGACAGAAUAUGCAUGUCGCCAGCGGCGUAACUCGCGGCGAAAUUGAGCUUCCUGAUGCCGCUGAACUUGUGUUUCCCAACCUCGACUAUGUGGCCAGCCAGCCGUCGGUGGGGGCAAAGGCGAAACUCAAGUCGGCGAAUAAGUUUGUUCAAGACUACCUUGAUCGGAGAGCGCAGGCCAAGUAUGCGGCUGACAACCCUGGGUCAGCUCUUACGAGCUACGUACCGAAGUUCGCUUCGAAGCUUAGCGACCCGACUGCGGGGAUGGCUCAGGGAGGCCUGCGAGGUAGCCCAAGGCGAGGGGACAGGAGAGGCAGAAAUUCUCGAGGGGGUUUGAUUGGGCUGGCUACGCAGUUGAUUGCGAACACGCAGGAUAACCAGCGCUCUGAAUCUCGCUACGAAGAUGAUUAUAACACGAGAGCGAGGUAUGGUGGACGUCCAUUACAGGGUGGCGAGUCUGCGAAUUCGGCGCAGUAUGGAACAAAUCAAGGCAGGCAGAAAGGCGGGCGAGGGCUCAAAAAGUUAAUGCAGCAAGAUGUGCUGUACUUGAUUAUCGUGAAUCUUCCGACAGAGCAGGAGGUGAGAAGUAACAUGAGGGAGUUGGAAAUGGCUAUGGAAGAUGCUGUCAACCGUGGCGCAUAAUACCUUAUCAGCUCCACAUUAUUUUGACUACAGAACGUGUUGAU